Molecule: messenger RNA, 3280 nt
Organism: Otolemur garnettii (small-eared galago)
Lineage: Eukaryota; Metazoa; Chordata; Mammalia; Primates; Galagidae
Gene: SLC71A2
Product: major facilitator superfamily domain containing 14B
Exons: 12
Coding region: 273-1793 (506 amino acids)
Biological process (GO): transmembrane transport
Cellular component (GO): membrane
Molecular function (GO): transmembrane transporter activity
Source: RefSeq, a predicted model, not a curated record
CCCGCCACUGACGCUGCCACCAGCAGCCGCGAGAGCUGAUACCGGUACCGUCCCUUCUGCGCGGCUGCCAGCUCUGGAACUGCCUUCUUCCUUCUCCUCCUCAGCUUCAGCCUCGGCUGCCCCCUCAGCCCUCGGCGCCGCCGCUGGCGCAGCCGACCUACUCGCAGGCCGCCGCGGGCCGCGGAGCCCAUGAAGGCGCGGGCCCCGCCGCCGCCUUCGCGGCGUCGCGGUCGUCCCGGAGCUCCCCGAGCCGGCGCGGGCAUGGCCACAGCAUGAGCGUGAAGCUGCCACGGGAGCCGGAGGAGAAGGUGGCGUUGGAGUCCGAGGUGGGAGCCAUGCCGGAGAAGCGCGCGGGCGCGCAGGCCCUGGGCAGCAGUUGGCUACAAGGCUUUGGCCGACCAAGUGUAUAUCAUGCUGCUAUUGUCAUCUUCCUUGAAUUCUUUGCAUGGGGCCUGUUGACCACUCCAAUGUUGACUGUUCUACAUGAAACAUUUCCUCAACAUACAUUCCUUAUGAAUGGUCUCAUUCAAGGUGUGAAGGGCCUGCUCUCUUUUCUGAGUGCCCCACUCAUAGGUGCUCUGUCUGACGUGUGGGGGAGGAAGCCCUUUCUCCUUGUCACCGUCUUCUUUACCUGCUUCCCAAUCCCACUGAUGAGGAUCAGCCCAUGGUGGUAUUUUGCAAUGAUUUCUGUGUCUGGAGUCUUCUCAGUCACGUUCUCUGUGAUAUUUGCCUAUGUAGCUGAUGUCACUCAAGAGCACGAGCGAAGUACUGCUUAUGGAUGGGUCUCAGCCACCUUUGCAGCUAGUCUGGUCAGUAGCCCAGCCAUUGGAGCAUACCUUUCUGCAAGUUACGGAGACAGCCUGGUUGUGUUAGUGGCCACAGUGGUGGCUCUUCUAGACAUCUGCUUCAUCUUAGUGGCUGUUCCAGAAUCUCUGCCUGAGAAAAUGAGACCGGCUUCCUGGGGAGCUCAGAUUUCUUGGAAACAAGCAGAUCCUUUUGCGUCACUGAAAAAAGUUGGAAAAGAUUCUACCGUUUUAUUAAUCUGCAUCACUGUAUUUCUUUCAUACCUUCCUGAAGCUGGACAGUAUUCAAGUUUUUUUCUCUAUCUCAGGCAGGUUAUAGGUUUUGGCUCAGUUAAAAUUGCAGCAUUCAUAGCUAUGGUAGGAAUUCUGUCUAUUGUGGCUCAAACGGUCUUUCUUAGCAUCUUGAUGAGAUCAUUAGGUAAUAAGAAUACUGUCCUCCUUGGCUUGGGCUUUCAGAUGCUCCAGUUAGCCUGGUACGGUUUUGGAUCUCAGGCCUGGAUGAUGUGGGCAGCGGGGACUGUGGCCGCCAUGUCCAGUAUCACAUUUCCAGCAGUCAGUGCUCUUGUGUCUCGGAAUGCAGAGUCAGAUCAGCAAGGAGUUGCACAGGGGAUCAUAACUGGAAUAAGAGGACUAUGCAAUGGCCUGGGGCCAGCACUUUAUGGCUUCAUAUUCUACAUGUUCCACGUGGAACUGACUGAAUUGGGCCCAAAAUUGAAUGCUAACAAUGCUCCCCUACAGGGAGCUGUCAUCCCAGGCCCACCAUUUUUAUUUGGAGCAUGUAUAGUUCUUAUGUCUUUUCUGGUUGCCUUAUUCAUCCCUGAAUACAGUAAAGCCAGUGGAGUUCAAAAACAUAGCAACAGUGGCAGUGGCAGCCUGACCAACACCCCAGAACGGGGCAGUGAUGAGGACAUUGAGCCAUUGCUUCAGGACAGCAGCAUCUGGGAGCUCUCUUCCUUCGAGGAGCCUGGGAAUCAGUGCACUGAGCUGUAAACUGAGCAGAAAGGGGGAUUCUGCAGAUGCCAUCUCUGACAACCCUGGAGGGAGCCACACCACAUGGAGACAUCCUGGUGCUGGAGGGGAGAAGCUAGCAGCAUCCUUCAGGGCCAAGUUUGAUAAAUGUUCCCCUCCAUCCUUCCAUCCUUGCUCUUCCUCCUCCAUUUUGUUUUUGUUUUUGUUUGUUUGUUUUCUUCUAUUCUUUUUCUUUGUGUGAACAGGUAAGAUUUGAAAUACUUCCUUGAAAAUAAUGUGAAACUUAUGUAAAAACAAUGGCUUUCCUGUAAUAACUCCAGAGUGAGAGUGACAGCAGUCUUUCCAUGCCCUUCUCAGCAGAAGGUGCAGGAUUGUACUAGGACUGCUGUCUCUGGCAAGAUUGCAGGUAAAGAAUUCCUUAUUUUUUUCCUUCCUGUUUCUCUGAAUUUAUUUUUUCUCAGCCCUUUGAUGUUGAUGAGUGGUCACUCUUGAGUCACUCAGUAUCAGGGAUCUAUUUGUCUUUGUUCAAAGGUCAAAUGAAAAUCUAGUUUUACUCUCCUUUUCUCUACUUCUAAUUCUUGGCUAAAAUGAGAUUCAACAUACAUACAUCUUUCUGGACAUUAAUAAUGCUGAUCAGUGAUCACCUUUAUUACAUAAAGGACAUUUUUCUUAUGAAUUUAAAUUGUAUGGAAAUCACACCUCAGAUUCCUGGACCGAGUGUCCUCGUCAGAUCCAAGAUGAUUUUAUAGAAGAAGAAAACACAUUAAGCAUUCUGGUAGCAACAUAGAAAUUGGAGGGUAUUUCUAAGAAAGUUUUUUAACAAUUUAAAAAUUCCCAAAUAAGGGUGAGAGUUAGUACCUAAAUACCAGUGGAGUUUAUAUCCAAGUUCUGCCUCAUAAUGCAUUAUUACUGUUUGCUCUUUCCCAUGUCUCCUAUGUCCUGCUUCUCAUCCAUCACACUCCUGCCUUAACUGCUCUGUAGUAUGCAUUUGUUUUUAAUUUUUAUUUCAGGCUGUUUAUUUGACUUCUGAAUCUCAUGGAAAUAUGCACAUGAAAUUCCUUUCUAAAAUAUUAUGGUUUAGUGAAGCUCGGUUUCACAAAAAGUGUCUUGCUAAUUUUCUGAGGUGUUUUAUGGACAAAGAAAACUUUACAGAUUUAUAUGUAUUUUGCUGCAUCAGUAAAUGGACCAUUAACUAAGGCCUACCUUUAACAGAGCACUCCUUUGAAAGUUUUAUAGGUAUGACAUAUAUGUAGAUAUUUGUAAGGGGUUUUAAUUUUUUUUUGAUGGGGUGCUGUGUAAAUCUUGUAUUUAUAAAUGUAAUGAAGGUGUUGACAGAAAAAAAUAUAUACAACUUUUAUAAAGGAUUGUGUACUGACUGAAUACAUUUAAAAGAAAAUAUAUUUUGAAAUCUGUUCUGCUAUGAACAGAGAUAACAUAUCUUUUUACUAUGCUGUUGGUUUUUAGGUUAAGCUUCCUAAUGCAUAAUAAAUUUGCAAUGGAUACUUUUA